GCCGCCGCCACCAACAACAACAACGACAACAACAGCAACAAUGACCAGCCACGUCGACGCGGCCGCGACGACGCUGACGAUACCCACCGUCGCCGCCAACCACAACAGCAGCGUCACAGCAGCAGCAGCAUCAUUAUCCUCGACGAACGGCACCGUCAACGUCACCGCGGCGGCCCUCUACGACGUCCCCGGCGGCAUCAUAGCCCUCCUGGCGAUCUUCUACGGCACUAUCUCGCUCAUCGCCGUACUGGGCAACACGGCCGUGAUGAUCGUCGUCGCUCGCAACAAGCGCAUGCAGACGGUGACGAACUUCUUCAUCGCCAACCUCGCCUCGGCCGACAUCGUCAUCGGAAUCUUCUCGAUCCCCUUCCAGUUCCAGGCGGCGCUGCUCCAGCGCUGGAUCCUUCCCUACUUCAUGUGCAAGCUGGCGCCGUUCGUGCAGACGCUCAGCGUCACCGUCAGCGUCGUGACGCUGACGGCGAUCGCCCUGGAUCGCUACGUCGCCGUGCUCUACCCGCUGCGUCCGCGCAUGACGCGCUUCACCGCGAAAUGUCUCAUCGCGUUCAUCUGGCUCGUCGGGCUAGCGUCGGCCGUGCCGACGCUGUUCAUGCUACACGUGACGCAAGUUCCGGACGAGCGGCGCGGCGGCAUGAAGUCGUUCUGCUGGCCGCAGUGGACGGAGCGCGUGACGCGAGACUACACGAUCUACUUGCUCGUGCUGCAGUACUUCGCCCCUCUGCUGCUGAUCACGUCCGCCUAUCUGCGCAUCGGUUACCGCGUGUGGGGAAACCAGACACCCGGCAACGCACAGGACGCGCGAGACGAGGCAAUCAACAGGAACAAGAAGAAG
Molecule: messenger RNA, 850 nt
Organism: Priapulus caudatus
Lineage: Eukaryota; Metazoa; Priapulida; Priapulimorpha; Priapulimorphida; Priapulidae
Product: tachykinin-like peptides receptor 99D
Exons: 1
Biological process (GO): G protein-coupled receptor signaling pathway
Cellular component (GO): membrane
Molecular function (GO): neuropeptide Y receptor activity
Source: RefSeq, a predicted model, not a curated record